AGGACAGCUAUAGGAGCAUUUUAACUGGCGGUGACUUCUGUCAAUCAUUAUUGUUACCGGAAAUACAACCAGGAGACUUUUCACUUCCGUUUUGGCGUUCUCUGUCAAUUUGGAAACUGCUAGAAACUAACCCGUCACGGCCGAGAGUCCAUGGUCCGAGCAGAAAGUACCCCUGAACGAGGCGACAGCUCGUCAACAUGGCUGACGGCCGGACUGAAACAUUGAAUUUCAACGUGGGAGUUCUGGGACAUGUCGACAGCGGCAAGACGUCGCUGGCUCGGGCGCUGAGCAGCACCGCCUCCACGGCGGCCUUCGACAAGAACCCUCAGUCCCGCGAGAGAGGCAUCACCCUGGACCUGGGCUUCUCCUCCUUCACCGUGGACCUUCCGGGUCACCUGCGGGCCAAGGAGGGUCAGCAGCCCUAUGACAGCCUGCAGUUCACCCUGGUAGACUGCCCGGGACAUGCCUCUCUCAUUCGGACUAUUAUUGGCGGGGCCCAGAUCAUCGACCUGAUGAUGCUGGUGGUGGACGUGGUGAAAGGAGUGCAGACUCAGACUGCCGAGUGUCUCCUGAUUGGACAGCUGACCUGUCCCCGCAUGGUGGUCGUGCUGAACAAAACCGACCUUCUGCCAGCCAGCAAGAGGCAGACUGCCAUUGAGAGGAUGACCAAGAGACUCCACAAAACGCUGGAGAACACCAGAUUUAAGGACUGUCCAGUGAUUGCAGUGGCAGCCAAGCCUGGAGGCCCCGAAGCUCCUGAUGCAGAGGAACCGCAGGGGGUGUCAGAGUUGAUUGAGCUAUUAAAAGAGCAAACAUAUCUCCCACAAAGAGACCCUGGAGGCGACCUGCUAAUGGCCGUGGACCACUGCUUCUCCAUCCGUGGCCAAGGAACGAUCAUGACCGGGACCAUCCUGCAGGGGUCGCUGGCCAUCAACGACACCGUGGAAAUCCCAGCUCUAAAAGUGAGCAAGAAGGUAAAGUCGAUACAGAUGUUUCGGAAGCCGGUCUCGGGGGCCAUGCAGGGAGACCGCGUGGGUGUGUGCGUGACCCAGUUUGACCCCAAGCUGCUGGAGCGGGGCGUCGUGUGCACCCCAGGCUCCCUGCGCACCCUCUACGCCGCCGUCAUCUCGGCCAGAAAGAUCGGCUACUUCAAGGGCUCGCUCUGCACGCGGGCCAAAUUCCACAUCACCGUGGGACACGAGACCGUCAUGGCAAGGGUGACCUUCUUCGGCCUCCCCGAGCGUUGUCCGGACACACCCGACCUACAGCCGUGCUCGCUAGAAACGGCCUUUUCCUUCGACAGGGAGUACCUCUACCAGGAGGACUACGUCGCGGGCCAGGGAGAGCCUAGUCCGGCACCCGACCCGGAGCAGUGGGCCUUGCUGGAGUUUGAGCGUCCGGUUACUUGCCCCUUACUCUGCCUGGUGAUUGGCUCCAAGCUGGACAGCGACAUCCAUGCGAACGCUUGCCGCUUGGCCUUCCAAGGACGUCUGCUGCACGCCUUUGAGGAUAAAUGCUACGCCGAGAGCAGCCUGCCUGGCCUGCUCAUCUACAAGACCAAACACAAGGAGGGACAAGUGGAGCGGGUGACCGACGACUACACUGUGAUCGGCCGAAACCUCUUCAAGAAGGAAACCAACCUGCAGAUCUUUGUGGGGUUGAAGGUCACGCUGUCAACCGGCGAAUCCGGCGUCAUUGAGGGUGGAUUUGGCCAAAGUGGGAAGUUCAAAAUCCGGGUGCAAGAGCUUCAGUCGUUGUGUCCGGACUGCAGGCGGGCCGGGAAAGUACCCGCUGUAACGGCUGGGAUUGCAAGGUGAUGCUGGUUCGUUCUCUCAAGGAUGCGGUCGGGCUUUGGACACAGCGUGAAGGUAAGAACAAAUGAUUUAUUUAAAAAUAAUUCAGACUAUGAAACAGAAAAACUUGCUCAAGGUACAAAAGACAAAGCAAAAGAGCUAGCAUGGGAGCUAGAAGAUAACAAGGCCUAGCUCUGUACUGGGGAACAAAAGUCGUUACUCGUUGUGUGAACACAAACUACGAAGUCAGACCGAAUGAACGAAGGAGGCAGGCUUAAAUCAAGACAGUAAUUACAAAACAAGUGUGCGUCCGGAACAAUCGGCAGGUGAAACUAAUACGUAACUAUGGUGACAAAACAAACAAGGAAGUGCAACCGGGAACUAAAGAAGUCAAACACUAACAGAACCUAAUACAAAAAGACUCAAGAACCUAAACAUGAUCCGGGCAGCGGAUCAUAACAUCCGUACUCUUUCAUUUUUUACGAAGCCACGCUGUUUUAACACAUGACUUGGCGUUGUCUUGCAGAAAUAAGCAAUUGUCUGACAUGUUGCGGCUGGAACACCGUGCUUGGUGUUCAUUUGUAAAAUGGGGACACUUUUGUUACUUCUCUCUGGCGAGGGCUCUGAUUGGCUGCUUCAUGCAGCGUUGACCUCCCCUGAUGGGCCUUUGUGUCCCCGAGUCUGCCGUUAUCUCAUCUUUGUGCAUGCUGAUCACCAGGUGUGUGGACACAGCGUGGUGGUCGCACGGGCGCCACACAAUGGAGGACAUCACUCCUCCCCGCUCUCAUCUUUUUAGCAGUCCACGUCUGUGGCUUUUAUUCUGCUAUU
This is a messenger RNA of Nerophis ophidion (straightnose pipefish), 2621 nucleotides long. It is a transcript of the gene eefsec, whose product is annotated as eukaryotic elongation factor, selenocysteine-tRNA-specific. Bases 198 to 1817 code for a protein of 539 amino acids. Gene Ontology annotation, biological process: selenocysteine incorporation. Lineage: Eukaryota; Metazoa; Chordata; Actinopteri; Syngnathiformes; Syngnathidae. Gene Ontology annotation, molecular function: translation elongation factor activity; GTPase activity; GTP binding. The transcript has 8 exons. The record is from RefSeq and is a predicted model, not a curated record.